Molecule: messenger RNA, 766 nt
Organism: Lepus europaeus (European hare)
Lineage: Eukaryota; Metazoa; Chordata; Mammalia; Lagomorpha; Leporidae
Product: protein Hikeshi-like
Exons: 1
Coding region: 19-555 (178 amino acids)
Biological process (GO): protein import into nucleus
Cellular component (GO): cytosol; nucleus
Molecular function (GO): Hsp70 protein binding; nuclear import signal receptor activity
Source: RefSeq, a predicted model, not a curated record
AGUGCCACUGCUGCUGCCAUGUUUGGCUGCCUGGUGGCAGGGAGGCUGGUGCAAACAGCUGCACAGCAAGUAGCAGAGGAUAAAUUUGUUUUUGACCUGCCUGAUUAUGAAAAUAUCAACCAUGUUGUUGUUUUUAUGCUUGGAACAAUCCCAUUUCCUGAAGGAAUGGGAGGGUCUGUCUACUUUUCCUAUCCUUAUUCAAAUGGAAUACCAGUAUGGCAACUCCUAGGAUUUGUCACAAAUGGGAAACCAAGUGCCAUCUUCAAAAUUUCAGGACUUAAAUCUGGAGAAGGAAGCCAGCACCCCUUUGGAACCAUGAAUAUUGUCCAGACUCCAUCUGUUGCUCAGAUUGGAAUUUCAGUGGAACUGUUGGACAGUUUGGCUCAGCAGACUCCUGUAGGCAAUGCUGCUGUAUCCUCAGUUGACUCAUUCACUCAGUUCACACAAAAAAUGUUGGACAACUUCUACAAUUUUGCUUCAUCAUUUGCUGUCUCUCAGGCCCAGAUGACACCAAAAGUCCAUCUGAAAUGUUCAUUCCAGCAAAUGUGGUUCUGAAAUGGUAUGAGAACUUUCAAAGGCGACUAACACAGAAUCCUCUCUUUUGGAAAACAUAAUUUGAAUAAAAAGCUAUAUGAUGGAUCCUGAAAUUUGUCAUGUUUGGAAGAUGACUCCAUUUGAAAGCACGAAGACAAGAGAAUCAUGAAGCCUAAGUGUAAAAACUGCUUAGUGACUGUGAAACUUAAUUAAAAAUCUUUGUAAAAAAUUA